CGCCUAUAGAGGACGAGCAUCCGAAGAUGGAAUUCAAUGCGCUUCAACAAUAUCGACCGUCAUCGAGCAAGUCAAACGGUAUGGGCCAGUCAUCUCCCAGAUCAGCAACACAGAUGUUCGCGCACAGCAACUACUCUUUCCAACGGCAACCACCACCCCCAAUGUUGCAACACAUGUCAAGAUCUUCGCCGCCCCAGUCCACGUGGGCUGUACCACAGUCCCACAACUCGUACUAUGCUGGGCCUCGAGGACCCAUGGCACCAUCCAGAGAUGAGCAUGCACCUUUUUUUCAAAGGCCACACAUCAACACUACUGGAGCACCCACUUUCAACAACGUAACACUAAGUAAUGGCAUGGCAACGUCAGCAGAAUACUUUCCAAACGUCAUUGAUACGAGUCCCUGGGGUUCAAAGGUAUGCGAGGAGCUCGAAUCAUUCCCUUCCUUGGAUGCAGAUACCACGGACUUCAGUCAUGGCCUGAUGGCUCAGGACGAAAACACCCCCAUUAUUGACCUACGACAAUUUCAAGGACAUCAGGAUACAGAUAAUCUGACGCAGUUCAAUCCCCAAGGCCCUCGUCGUAUGUCCGAGUCAUCAUUUUCGAUGUCCAGCACAGGUGGGGGCAUCUUUCCUGACAUAUCAUCAUACGAAGACAUGGGCCCGUCGGAGACAGUUUCAUACGCAUCUGAAUGUGAUGCGUGGAAUACAGCAGACCCGGCCGGUGGCCAUCUGAUGUCUCCAAUCGCUUCACCAAGAAAGUCUCAAUACGACACUGUCGCUCGCACCGGAGGUCGAGCUCGUAUGUCUCCAGCGCCACAUAACAACGUUCGUUCCUCCCCGUAUACGCUCGAAAGCACACGGUUCAAGCGUUGGUCGACUGGACAAGCGCCAACUUCAACACCCACUAGUUCGCGUGCAGUAGCUCAUGUUCCCGAUCAUUUCGCACCCUACGGUCCACGCCCUAAUCCCCAUCACUCGAUGCCAGUAUACUCGCCUAGUGCUAUGGCCAGCUUUAGUAUGCCUGCGCAGAACAUGUUGUUCUCGCAGAACCAUCAGCUCCAGUCCAACGGCCCACCACUGUAUGCGACUCGCGACCAACCGUUCCAUCUCGAGAUACCUCGACCUCUUCCUUCUCAAGGUCUCUUCCGCCUCCUCCAAAGCAAUGUAGAUAGACAUGGAGGCUGUUCAUCGCACUUCGCAGACCUUUCGGACCCCCCCGACCUGUACUCGUCUCUUCACGAAGAGCCGUCUAACCCACCCGAAUCAGACAUGAACCCGUCAGACCCGGACCUUGUGCCACAUGAGCAAGAUCUUCGAUUUAACGGCGAUCUGUAUACUCCAAGAUGGGUUCGUGGGCACGGUAAUAAGCGUGAAGGGUGGUGCGGCCUCUGUAAGCCUGGUCGUUGGCUUGUCCUCAAGAAUAGCGCGUUCUGGUAUGACAAGUCUUUUACGCACGGUGUCAGCGCAGCAACUGGUGCAGCAUUCCAAGGACCACAAGACACCCGCCGCACAGAAGGGAAUCUCGAUGUGUGGGAAGGUCUUUGUGGAAGCUGUGGCGAGUGGAUUGCCUUGGUCAGCAGUAAAAAGAAGGGAACCACAUGGUUCAGGCAUGCUUACAAGUGUCACACCCAUCCGAAAGUCAAAGACGGGCCCAAAAGGCGUCGCGAAACGCAAGCAGGUCGUGCUCGUGCUGUAUCUUCGGCGUCGGCAUCGUCGUCCUCGCAUCCAAUCCAGCAAGAGACGACGCCUGUCAACACAGUGUCCCACCGUCAUUCAACCCCAACACCGACCGCGAGCAGCUCCGCGCUCCACGCAUUUGGCAUGUCGGUGUCGACCCCCACAGCGACACCAUCACUCAGUACACCGUCGUACGGGAGCAAUACGUCUUACCCAACCCCGACAUCAGCGACGCCCUCACUAUACCCACCGCAUACACCAAUUACGACAACUUCGCUGCACGCACUGCACACGCCAACAGCGGCGGCCUUCCCCGAGCUUCGUUAUGAUAACACGUCAACCAAGGAUGAAAGUGUCGUGGGACUCUUUCCUACUCCUUUCCAAGGGUUCCCCAAUUUCUCUACGCCAUACUCCUCAGCACCGUUAAUGAACCUUGCACACCAGGUCAGUGAGCCAGAACUUGUAGGCAUCAGAGCAACGACCGCAAGUCUCAACUCGAUAGCUAGCAUGCUUUGAGGCUCCUCUAGUCUGUCGCGCCGUACUUGUGUCGCCCAAUUCCAACCCAUCGGACGGUUUGACACCUGCGAGCAAGUUCACUCAUGGUUCUCAUUCAAUAUUCUCCGUCACGUCUUGGCGAAUCUGUAGUAUACCCUCAUCAUCUCGGAGGCUCGGACUGUUGCUAGCGCGUCGAGAAUUUUCAUUUAGUGUCGUAUUACAUUUCAGGCAUCCUCCAUUCCACUACGAUGCUAUGGCGCAUUGUAUGUUGUAGCGUUCCAGCGUUCAUGCUUUCAUCUCUCUUCAUGUUCAUCACACUCUUCAUACCCCGCGUGGACUUACGAUUGAUGAAAUACCUCCAUAGGCAGGGCAGGCUGACAUCGUGUCAGUGCCUGUCAACGCCUUUCACGUAGAUAGAACCCAUGAUAAAUAUCUCCACACAUAUUGUAAACGACUCAAACCAACUGAAACAAUACAACACAAC
Messenger RNA from Boeremia exigua, 2655 nucleotides. RefSeq lists its product as uncharacterized. Bases 27 to 2192 code for a protein of 721 amino acids. NCBI's taxonomy places the organism in Eukaryota, Fungi, Ascomycota, Dothideomycetes, Pleosporales, Didymellaceae. The transcript is spliced from 4 exons. The record is from RefSeq and is a predicted model, not a curated record.